Molecule: messenger RNA, 482 nt
Organism: Tinamus guttatus (white-throated tinamou)
Lineage: Eukaryota; Metazoa; Chordata; Aves; Tinamiformes; Tinamidae
Source: RefSeq, a predicted model, not a curated record
GUGGUGCGCACGCUGGCCACGCACAGCAGCCCCUUCAACGACAGGCCGAUGUGCAGGAGCUGCCAGGAGGGCAGCAGCCAGGAGGACCUGCUUUCUCCAUGCGAAUGUACGGGGACCCUGGGGACGAUUCACCGCAGCUGCCUGGAGCACUGGCUGUCCUCCUCCAACACCAGCUACUGUGAACUCUGCCACUUCAGGUUUGCAGUGGAGCGCAAGCCCAGGCCCUUGGUAGAGUGGCUGAGGAACCCGGGCCCGCAGCACGAGAAGCGGACCCUCUUUGGAGACAUGGUGUGCUUCUUGUUCAUAACGCCGCUGGCGACCAUCUCGGGCUGGCUGUGCCUGCGGGGAGCAGUGGACCACCUGCACUUUAGUAGUAGGCUGGAAGCCGUCGGCCUCAUUGCACUCACUGUCGCACUCUUCACUAUUUACCUCUUUUGGACCCUCGUAAGUAUGGCUUUUCUUUUUAGCUCUCUGGAAUGAGG